CGCCCUCUGCGACCACCGAGUCAACUCCAUCUCAUCCCCAAGCCACGACUCUUCACACAAAACUCGCAACUCCUCCUCGUCGCCAACCACCCGCCGCGACCACAGCUCCCCUACCUAUCACAACCCGCCUUCCACCGCCCCGCACCCCUCAAUGGUCCCUCACAACAACUGGCACGUCUUUUGACGACAGAGAACAGAAAAUACGUGAAAGAGCAAGUCUGGCUAGCCACGAAAUGGACCGCCCUCGGCUGGACAUUCCUCGCCCUCGGCGCAGUCGCAUACUACGGCAUCUUGACCGAGACCGAAGAGCGCGCCAACCCGACCCCUGCGGAGUGGAAUUUCUGGACGAGAAAAUACCUCCGAGCUGGCAGAUUCUUCUCCGAUCCUGCACACCUCGAAACGAUCGGCACUAUCAACUGGGUGGAUGCUGGGUCGGCGUUUCGUGAUGCAUUGACCCGGCUGGAAGAUCCUGAGAGGGAAGGGAAGGGAUUGCGAUCACCGGACGGAGGUGACAUAUUGAUCCCAGGCGUGGGAAGGGCUGGAGAUGAUAUUUCUGAGAAGUCGUGGCCGUGGCGGUCGGGAUACUUUGAGGUUAUCAUGGGAUGUGCUAAAGCUGCGGAGCAUCUGGAUGACAUGGUGUUGGAUACUACGCGAAAUCUUGUGUUUCCCAAGGAUGUCAUGCUUGGUCCGUCCAACCCAGAUCCGAGACCUACGCCUCCGCGAAUGCAGCAAGCACCGCUGGAGGAGAACUGUACGGCUCCUUGUCCGCCACCGGAGACAUACUACCUGCGAGUCUUAACUGGACGAGGAUUCACGACGAAACAGAAGUUGGACGCCGCGCUGGCUUAUGCGAAUUGGCUGGAGUAUAAGAAACUUCCAGACAGCGCGGAGGAGAUGUACAUCUGGGCUGUUGACAUCGCAAAGGGAGCGUUACCAAUCACCGCCAACGCUGAUGACAUUCUCGACUCAAGAACGCACGUCUUGAAACUCUCCUCGCACGCCGAGAGCGACAUCACGCCCAACCUCCUCCAUGCCAGCACGGCUCUAGCAGUCCACCACGCCCGCAACGGCAACCUCCAAGCCGCCCUCCCCAUUUUCCUCUCCGUCCUACGAGCUCGCCGCACCGCGCCAGUCUCGCCAUUCCCAGCCCCCUCCACUCCCCAUGAGGACACCAAGCCUUCCUUCCUGACUUUGCUCACCACCCCACCCGCCUUCCCACCCCCGCCACCCUCAGGCGACAUCCCCCUCAUCCGCAGCACCGACCGCCCCACCUGUGAAGAAAGCGAACUCAUGCUCUACAUCGGCGAGAUCCUCUUCGCCAGUGCGGCAAGGGAAGAAGGACUCGGGUGGACCAAACAGGCUGUGACGAUCGCCAACGCGGAUUUGCGGAGUGAAGGAACUCUUCUCACGGUGAACACCGAUCGAACGGAGGCCGAGGCGAGGAAGAAGUGUAGAGAAUGUUUGCAAACUGGGCUGGCGAAUUGGGGGGUUAUGUUGAGGAAGUUGCAGGAGGAGACAGAGACGGCUGGGGUGGAGAAGAAGGGGUGGUUUGGCGGU
Messenger RNA from Zymoseptoria tritici IPO323, 1557 nucleotides. RefSeq lists its product as uncharacterized. The record is from RefSeq and is a predicted model, not a curated record. The annotation marks the transcript as partial. The transcript has a single exon. Lineage: Eukaryota; Fungi; Ascomycota; Dothideomycetes; Mycosphaerellales; Mycosphaerellaceae.